AUGUCCGACGCCGAAGAAGUAACCGUCGAGCGCCUGCCCGAGCUCCUCAAGAACGACAACGCCGUCAAAGUCGCGGGCAUCGAUGUCGACGGCAUCCUGCGCGGCAAGCUCAUGGCGAAGAAGAAGUUUCUCUCCAUAGCGCAAGAGGGGUUCGGGUUCUGCAGCGUCAUCUUUGGCUGGGACAUGCAUGACCAGACCUACUUCCGGGAGCUGGGCAUCUCGAACAAGGAGAACGGGUACCGCGAUGUGAUCGCUAUACCAGACUUGUCGUCGUUCCGCAGAAUACCAUGGGAGAAUAACGUACCAUUCUUCUUAAUAUCAUUCCAUGACCCGGAUACUGGAACCAGUCUGAGCGCGUGCCCGAGGAGUAUAUUGAAGAGGACGGUGGGCAAGCUGCGGGAGCAGGGCUACGGCGCCAUGGCCGGUGCCGAGUACGAAUUCUACCAGUUCAGAGCACCACAGAGCCAUGACGGCCCCGAACGCAACUCUUCGUCUACAGCCACCUUCCUGCGCGACAACCCCGUAAAUUCGCUCCCACCGCUCACGGAAGGCAUGUUCGGCUACAGCAUCACGCGACCAGUGCACAACCAAGACUAUUACUAUGGAAUCUUCGACGCAUGCGCGCAGUUCAACUGUGGGAUAGAAGGAUGGCACACUGAAUCCGGACCAGGUGUUUUUGAAGCAGCCCUCGAAUUCGGCGAAAUAACCGCCAUGGCAGACAAGGCCUCCCUCUUCAAGCUCGUCGUCAAGUCCCUCGGCUCAAAGCACGGCAUAACCCCCUGCUUCAUGGCAAAGCCACGCGAAGGCCUCCCAGGAAACAGCGGCCACAUGCACGUUUCCAUCGUCGACGACGCCGGCAAAAACCUCUUCUACCGCGGCGAAGAGGACCCCUCCCCACCCUACCCAGACGUGCGCUUCCUGAGCGAUCUCGGACGCCACUUCCUCGCCGGCUUGAUCGACGGCCUCCCAGACAUUAUGCCCAUCCUCGCCCCGAACGUGAACAGCUAUAAGAGACUGGUUGAGAACUUCUGGGCGCCGGUGACGGUGAGCUGGGGCCUGGAGCACCGCGCUGCGUCUAUCCGCCUUAUUUCGCCGCCUACGUCCUCAGGCAAGGCGACGCGGUUCGAAGUUCGAGUUCCAGGCGCUGAUACGAACCCGCACUUUGUGCUGGCUGCGAUUCUGGCGCUCGGAUGGCGGGGUAUUGAGAAGAAGAUGGAGAUAUCCAUACCGCCGCUUGGCAAGGGCGAGGACGUGGGCGGCGCGACCGACAAGGGCGUACGGCUCGCCAAGAGCUUGAAGGAGGCCACGCAAAGAUUUAUGGCCAAGGAUAGCGUGGCUAGAGAAGUGUUUGGUGAUGAGUUUGUGGACCACUUUGGAGGGACGCGGGAGCAUGAAAUCAGGCUUUGGGACGAAGCCGUCACGGAUUGGGAGAUCAAGCGGUACAUUGAGACGGUCUAG
Molecule: messenger RNA, 1458 nt
Organism: Paraphaeosphaeria sporulosa
Lineage: Eukaryota; Fungi; Ascomycota; Dothideomycetes; Pleosporales; Didymosphaeriaceae
Product: glutamine synthetase/guanido kinase
Exons: 3
Coding region: 1-1458 (485 amino acids)
Molecular function (GO): glutamine synthetase activity
Source: RefSeq, a predicted model, not a curated record